AUGGAGAUUAUCUUUCUUCUAUUCGUCUAUCAAUUCUUUCAACAAUCAUUGGCCCUUUUUAAGGUCGGAGGGGUUGAGGUAGCGGGCCUCCAAAUCGAUCUUAUUCACAAGCAUCAUUAUGCCCAGAGCCACAACCAGAAUAUUGCCAUCAUCAAUAAACAUAUCGACCAGCCAUAUACCAAGAAAGUCUGUCCUGACUAUCAAAAAUCGCCAGGCGGACAAGGGCCUCUUACAGUUUACGCUGCUCGAGGAUCCCUUUUCAAGCCACAUUACCUGAAACCAGAGCUGCCUAGAACCGGAGAUACUCAAAAGGGCUAUAUCGACUGGUACGGCACCCGUGAAGUCAUUAGUUUCAACACCACGACGUUUGAUGAUAUUCUGGGCUUCCAGGAGGGUCGAAAUGGACAGGGUAAUAGGAAAAUUCUGCUACUAAGGGUACACACUGAAUAG
Molecule: messenger RNA, 450 nt
Organism: Aspergillus calidoustus
Lineage: Eukaryota; Fungi; Ascomycota; Eurotiomycetes; Eurotiales; Aspergillaceae
Source: the annotation of a GenBank genome assembly